Messenger RNA from Anarrhichthys ocellatus (wolf-eel), 1108 nucleotides. Its product is annotated as SRSF protein kinase 3-like. NCBI's taxonomy places the organism in Eukaryota, Metazoa, Chordata, Actinopteri, Perciformes, Anarhichadidae. Gene Ontology annotation, biological process: peptidyl-serine phosphorylation; spliceosomal complex assembly; regulation of mRNA processing. The record is from RefSeq and is a predicted model, not a curated record. Gene Ontology annotation, molecular function: protein serine/threonine kinase activity. Gene Ontology annotation, cellular component: cytoplasm; nucleus. The transcript is spliced from 4 exons. Bases 197 to 547 code for a protein of 116 amino acids.
AGGAAACGACAAAUAAGAGACUUGAGAAGCACCCUUAGAGUCAGUAUGAACCAAUCAGACGUCUCUUUCUCUCCCUUUGUCUCUCUUCCAGCACAAGCACUUCACAGAGGACAUUCAGACCAGACAGUACAGAGCUCUGGAGGUUCUGAUUGGAGCAGAGUACGGACCACCUGCUGACAUCUGGAGCACCGCCUGCAUGGCCUUUGAGUUGGCGACAGGAGAUUACCUCUUUGAACCUCAUUCAGGAGAAGAUUACACCAGAGACGAAGAUCACAUCGCUCACGUCAUCGAGCUGCUCGGACCGAUUCCUCUGCCCUUCGCUUUGUCUGGCAGGUACUCCAGAGAGUACUUCGACAGGAGAGGUGAGCUGCGUCACAUCUCCAGCUUGAAGCCGUGGGGUCUGUUUGAGGUUCUGUUGGAGAAGUACGAGUGGCCUCUGGACCAGGCGGCUCAGUUCAGCGACUUCCUGUUGACCAUGUUGGAGCUGCAGCCGGAACGCAGAGCGACUGCAGCUCAAUGUCUGCAGCACCCAUGGCUGCUCACAUAGACACUCACUGAUACACACAAUGAACUACACACUGAUGUACACACAGACACUUACUGAUGAGGUUAUAAAUCUGUCAGUUGAUUUCAUGUGAAGAGGGAAGUUAUCGCCUCGACUGAGAUUUAAAUGUUUUAUUUGGUAAGUUAUCCUGACAAUCACUCGAUGGAUCUAUGGAUAUAGCGUCGGGUGUAACUUCCCUUCUUCUGAAAUCAGUUUCUGAAAGUGUUUCUGUUGUAACUGAUUUCCUGAGUUCUGGUUCUGAUCUUUGGUUCUGUGUCUUUGUUUUAGAUUCGACUGAUUUUCUGCCUCAAAGUUUCCAUGUGAAUUCUGCUGUUUGUUGAAUUGUGCCGAGUUUGUAUUUUACAGACGGCCUCUUAUUGUCUAUUGAUCAGAGACUCCCUGAUGAUGAAGACUUUAGAAGGUUUAGAUGAGCACACUGUAGCUUCCGUAGAGCAGCCAACCUUCUCACUGACGGUUGGUAUUGUUUGUAUUGACAGUAUUGAUCCCUGUAGCUCAAACCUCACCUGUUUCUAUGUUCAUGUAAUAAAUAGUGCCUUAAAAUGA